This is a messenger RNA of Puntigrus tetrazona (Sumatra barb), 1765 nucleotides long. RefSeq names its product NIPA magnesium transporter 2 (gene nipa2). Gene Ontology annotation, cellular component: membrane. Lineage: Eukaryota; Metazoa; Chordata; Actinopteri; Cypriniformes; Cyprinidae. The record is from RefSeq and is a predicted model, not a curated record. Gene Ontology annotation, biological process: magnesium ion transport. The transcript is spliced from 6 exons. Gene Ontology annotation, molecular function: magnesium ion transmembrane transporter activity. Bases 245 to 1348 code for a protein of 367 amino acids.
UUACGAAUCGGACGUCUCUGUAGUGUAGGUGGAUCUACAUGGGGUCGCGUCAACAUCGCGUCUGAAUUCCGUGGUCGAGAGAAAAUGUGAAAGUCAAAACCGUGAAAUCUCAGUGACCGGACACGAUGUCGAGCUGAUCACAGGAAAGCAGUUAGGUUUUGCGGUAGGCCAGGAUUGCUCCUCUGGACUGAAUCUUUGGUGUGUGUAUGUCAAUGUGACGAGAGGAAACUCUACCAACAACACUAUGGGUCUAGACAGAGGAAAGUACGAUUUCUAUAUAGGCCUCGCUUUGGCUAUAAGCUCCAGUAUAUUUAUUGGAGGUAGUUUCAUCUUAAAGAAGAAAGGACUCCUUCGACUGGCCAGGAAGGGCUCUAUGCGGGCAGGCCAAGGAGGUCACGCAUACUUAAAAGAAUGGCUUUGGUGGGCUGGCUUGCUGUCAAUGGGGGCCGGCGAAGCUGCCAAUUUCGCCGCGUACGCCUUUGCUCCCGCCACCCUCGUCACUCCUCUCGGGGCUCUCAGCGUGCUAGUCAGUGCGGUACUGUCCUCGUACUUCCUGACAGAGAGGUUGAAUCUGCACGGGAAGCUUGGCUGUCUGCUCAGUAUCCUGGGCUCCACUACCAUGGUGAUACAUGCCCCUCAAGAGGAGGAGAUGGACAGUCUAGAAGACAUGGCCAAAAAACUGGUUGAUCCAGGCUUCGUGGUCUUCGCGACAGCUGUCAUCAUCACUGCGCUCAUUUUCAUCUUCGUAUUGGGCCCACGCCACGGGCAAACCAACAUCCUGGUCUACAUCACCAUCUGCUCCGUGAUCGGUGCUCUGUCCGUCUCCUGCGUGAAGGGAUUGGGCAUCACCAUUAAGGAGGCCAUCGCCGGAAAGCCAGUGUUGCGAAACCCUUUGGCCUGGCUGCUGCUGCUGAGCCUGAUCGCUUGCGUUAGCACACAGAUCAACUACCUGAACAAAGCACUGGACAUCUUCAACACAUCCCUGGUGACGCCCAUCUAUUACGUCUUCUUCACCACCUCCGUGCUCUCCUGCUCUGCCAUAUUGUUCAAAGAAUGGGAACACAUGGGCACCGAUGACAUCAUCGGCACACUGAGCGGCUUUGUUACGAUUAUCGUGGGCAUCUUCCUGCUGCACGCCUUUAAGGACGUUAGCAUUAGCUUGGCGACAUUGGCUGUGUCCAUCAGGAAGGACGAGAGGAACGGCCCUGUAUUAAACGGCAUGGCAGCUCACAACCACUCCAAUUAUGAGCUGCUACGUAACGAUGUCACAGAGGACUUCGACGACAGAGAGUCAGGGUUGCCUUUCGACAGCGUCUCCAGAAGAAACGGCACUAUGACCGUCUCUUAGGUUCAAAGAGGAACCGGUAUGCAGCAGUUCGUCUAUGAAAAUGUUUUGGCUGCUCUAUGGACAUUUAGCCUUUUUCUUUCCUUUUCAGAUAUGAGAUAAAAACCUAAGACAAUCAACUCUCAAUACAAAAACAUAAAUACGAAAAGAUGGACCAAUCGAUUGUACUAAGGGUUUUGUUUGGCUUAUUUUUUUUUAUUUUUUUGUUCAUUUCAAACUAGACUACAUGGUAAGCUUCAUCUCAUUCCUCCAUGUAGCACUGUAAAUAUACAACUGUACGUUUUUCAGAGACUUUUGUUAUAUUUUAUGUACAGAUUUAUGUAUUUACAUGCACUGAGUUUCUUUCUACAAAAUCGGUAGUUGCUUUGACUUUGUAAUAAAGACAUCCAAGUGGAAUGACGAGAAGAACUUCUCAGUUCA